AUGUACCAAAUUAGAAACAACACAUUACAAUAUAAACAAAAACAGUUAAAGUAUCUUAAUAUUGAAAUUAACACUCAAAAUUCAAUAUUAAAUCAUUAUUUACAAACAACACAAACAACAAGACAACAUCAAAAUGACCUGAAAUGGAUAAAUAAAUUUGAUGAAAAUUUUGAAAAUAAUUUAAUAAAUAAACAUAAUAAUAAAAUACACAUAUUAAAAGAAAAACAAUUAACAACAUCAGCAACAACUAAAAUAACAAAUACAAAACUAAAAUAUGAUACUUCAAAUGUUAUCAACAUGCCAACAGUUUCAUUAAAUCAAGAACAUUUAAAUAUAUUAUCAAAAGGAUUGAAAUUUGUUCCAACACCAACAGCAAUUAAUACAAUAGCGACUAUUAUUAAUUGCGAAAAAAACAUUAAAUUUAAUAUGAAUAAAGAAGAAAUAAAAUCGAUUGAAGAAAUUGUUAUUGUUCAAGCUGAUAAAGGUGGAAAAAUAGUAAUUAUGAGUCUAUGGGCUUUUUUAUUUCAAACUGAAUUCUAA
Molecule: messenger RNA, 540 nt
Organism: Rotaria sp. Silwood1
Lineage: Eukaryota; Metazoa; Rotifera; Eurotatoria; Philodinida; Philodinidae
Source: the annotation of a GenBank genome assembly